Messenger RNA from Toxotes jaculatrix (banded archerfish), 4545 nucleotides. RefSeq names its product TSC complex subunit 1b (gene tsc1b). NCBI's taxonomy places the organism in Eukaryota, Metazoa, Chordata, Actinopteri, Toxotidae. The coding region runs from base 321 to 4163 and encodes 1280 amino acids. Gene Ontology annotation, biological process: regulation of cell cycle; negative regulation of cell population proliferation; negative regulation of TOR signaling. Gene Ontology annotation, cellular component: TSC1-TSC2 complex. The record is from RefSeq and is a predicted model, not a curated record. The transcript is spliced from 22 exons.
GAAAUUAUACUAAUGAGUUAUUAGCUGUAAUUUACCAAACUUAUUUUAGAUGUUGUUCUAGUGAAUGAGUUUCAAAAGUUGCGGUUGCGACUCACAGGGCGCUAACUUGUGGGAUUAGUUUGCAUGCAGCCCGACAGCGGAGGCUGACUGCGGUGGGAUGGGCUUAGAGGUGUUCAAGAUGGCGGCGCCCUGUGGAGUGCAGCUACUCUAACAGAGGUGCCUGGAGACUGUAUUGGAGGGUGGCCCCAGGAGUCCUCCAGGCAGGCAGGGACGGACACCGUGAGAGAGACGCUGCCUCCACCUCCAGCACUGCCACCACCAUGGCCAGGGAGCAGCCCAACGUGGGGGACCUCCUCCCGCUCCUGGAGACCUCCGACCUCCACCAGCUAGAAGAGAUCAGAGGCCUUAUCAACGAGCAGCUCAGCACUGAGCGAGGGUCGAUGCUGCUGAACGGGCUGGUGGACUACUUUUUGGAAACAAAUUCUGCCCAGGCCAUGCAUAUCCUCUCCUCAGUCAGAGAGCCACAUGAUAAGCACCUUCUGGACAAGAUGAACGAGUGUAUGACCAAACAGGCCUGCCGACUGCCCACCCUCACCCUGCUUGGCCAUGUAAUCCGCAAGCAGCCGUCCUGGAUCCACAAGAUUGCUCGAUACCCUCUGCUGCUCUCGCUGCUCAAAUGCCUAAAGACGGAUACGGACGUAGUGGUGCUGAUAACUGGAGUGCUGGUACUGAUCACUCUGCUACCCAUGAUCCCUCAAGCUGGGAAGCAACACCUGUGGGAAUAUUUCGACAUCUUCGGCCGCCUGGCAUCCUGGAACCUCAAGAACCCUGGGCAUGUUUCGGAGGUUUAUCUAAUCCACCUGCACGCCAGCGUCUAUUCACUCUUCCACCGCCUCUACGGCAUGUACCCGUGCAACUUUGUGUCCUACCUGCGAUCCCACUACAGCAUGAAGGAGAACAUGGAAACAUUUGAGGAGGUGGUAAAGCCGAUGCUCGAACACGUACGUAUACAUCCUGAACUGGUGACGGGAACAAAAGACCAUGAGCUUGAUCCCACUAGGUGGAAAAAGUAUGAAAUCCAUGAUAUCGUCAUCGAAUGUGCCAAAGUGUCUCUGGACCCCAAGGAGGCCUCCUGUGAGGAGGGCUACGCCACCAUGCCUGAGAACUUUUACCCCCAAAUCCACAUGCGACCACAAGACUGCACUUCCAGCCCCUACACGGACCUCCACAGCAGCUACGGAAGCUCUUCUUCGACCCCGUUCUCAACUCCACGGCAGCCGUUACCCCCGCCCUUGUCCUUGCCCCCCUUCUCAGGGACACAGUCCUCCUACCGCAGCCCACAGACCUCCAGACGCCAGAACUCCACCUGUGAACUCAACUCUUCCUGCGGGGGGAAGGACCCUCUGUGGAGCCCCUCCUCGUUGUGUGGCAUGGCCACGCCCCCUUCCUCCAGGGGCAUGUCACCCAACUUAGAGCUCUCCCACAGUGCCUCACACCUUCCCAGCCGCUUCCACUGCACAUCAGGAGGGAAAGGAACGCCUGCCUCCAGCACUCCAGCCACAUCUUCCCCACCUCCCACCCUAUCAGAUGACUUCCCAAUAAUCUCCUUACCAGCCAACACAGUCCAGUCCAGUCCACCAAGAAAGGAUCGUCGACAAGGAGACAGCAGUAAACCUACACUGGUGAGACAGGAGCCAGUGAAAGAUGCAGACAAGGGUGCAGAAGUAACAACAAACAGAGAUGCAGGAGCUGCUGAGAAUGUCUCCAUGACUUUGACAGAACUGUCAGUGUUCAUGAAGAAACAGGAGCUGGAGCUUCAGCUGAGAACAGAGAAGGAGAAAGAGGAGGCCGCCAUCACAGAGGAGCUGCUGAAGAUCACUGAGGAUACGCAGGAGCUGCCGGGCCUGAGGGGCUUUGAUUCUCCUUUCUAUCACACCACUGAGACGCUGACCGGCUGUCAGGCACAAGACAAGACCCUCUCCAACACCCAGCCUGGAGGCACCGUCCGGGACACCCACCAUGUUGUAUCAACACCAGACAAAGCAGGGAACACUGCGAGUACCAGUGGUGUUGGCAGCGAAAGAGCAGGGGGAGGAGCAGGAGGAGACAGCCGGAGUUCAGCCCUCGGCCUCGAGCAGUCCUGGUCCUACCAGUCGGGUUUCACCCCGAUCGACCACGACCUGCACCGGAGCCCCUCCGGCCCAGACGACGAGGUGGGUAAGUUGGGGAUGUUCUUCCCGAGCCCGUGCAGCAAGACCCCAGGCCCGGUACCCUAUGAGUCGUUUUUCGACCUGGCUCUGCCCAGGGCGGCCUCGCUCUUCGUGGGGCAGAAGACGUCGGAGGCAGUGCACAAGGCGGCGAUGGAGAGGCUGUUGCAGCGAGAGGAGGGUUUGGAGGACGGGGAGGAGGAAGGAGUAGUGUCCGCUUCACCACUGGAGGUGCUGGAUCGCCUUGUUCAGCAGGGGAGCGACGCCCACGAUAAAGUUCUGAAGAGAUUACCUUUGCCAAGUAAGUCAGCUGACUGGACGCACUUUGGAGGCUCAGCUCCGCUGGACGAGCUUCACACGCUGCGCAGCCAGCUGCUCCUGCUGCACAACCAGCUGCUGUACGAGCGCUACAAGAGGGAGCAGCACGCCGUCCGCAACCGACGCCUCCUCCGACGCAUCAUCAACGCCACUGCGCUGGAGGAGCAGAACAAUGCUAUGAAGGACCAGCUGAACCUGCAGAGUGUGGACAUCUUGUCUCUGAGGGAGAGUCUGCAGGUGGAGCAGCAGCGGUACAGGCAGCUGUGGGACGACCGGGAGACAGUGGUGACCAGGCUGCACAGUCAGAUCAGACAGCUGCAGCAGGGCCGAGACGACUACUACACAAAGAACCAGGAGCUCCAGAGUAAGUUGCAGGAGUGUCAGAAAAGGAUGGAUGAACUGGAGGCAGAGCUUCAGAGGGCCAACAACAAAGUGUGCCACACUGGUCACCUCCUCAACCAGAUGGCCAUCAAGCUGAGCAACAGUGAGAGCACCCAGCAGCAGAUGAGCUUCCUGAACAAGCAGCUGCUGCUCCUCGGGGAGGCACAUAAGCUGUCCAUGCAGGAGCUACACCACACAGGCGCAGAUAAUACAAAGGAGGCCCAGAUGCUGCAGGUUUCUUACGGGAAAGAGGUGGAGACGCUGAGGCAGAAUCUGCUGGUUCAGGGUCAGAAGCUGGAGGCGGCGCAGCAGAGAGUCGCCGAGCUGGAGACACACCUUUCCAAGAAAGAACACCUCAUCGCCGAGCAGAAGAAGUUCCUUGAGGAUGUAAAAUGUCAAGCAAAGGCGGAGCUGCAGGCCUCAGACAGCAGGUAUCAAGCUCAGAGAAGAAUCACUCAGCUGCUGCAGACUGAACUCCUGCAGCUCUACAGCAGGGUGGAGAUGGAGGCCCCAGCAGCCAGCGCCUCCACCAGCUCACCACCAGGGGGCAGAGCUGACCCACACACUCCUGCUGACUCCAGUGUCGUGGUGCCAGAUGGACCAAGUAAAACUCACACCAACGAGGAGGCGGCCAGUAGACCACCGCAUGACUCCCCUCGGGGUAACGCCAGCACUUUAUCGCCAGGGCAACCAAAGGCGAGCAACUCUUCCAAGUCAACAGCCAACUCCAUCAACGGCAGCCAGGACCUGGGCCCGCCCCUGCUGGUGGAGCCCUCCUUGUCUUGUCCCCAUGUCAACCCGCUCACACCCCUGCCCACCUCCGAAGCGCCCCUCACCGUGGGCUCUUACCCCAGUGCCAAGAGCUUCCUGGGCAUGAGGGCGCGCGAGCUGUUCCGUAACAAGAGCGAGAGCCAGUGCGACGAGGAGCAACCACCGCCACGCCUUGCUGGCCUCGCCCAAGGCCUGAAGACUGAGCUGUGCGUGGAGCCGCCCUGCCCAGGUUACGUUGCCCCCGUCAGCCCUGCACCUUCCCCUGUUCCAGCUCCACUCCCCACCUCAGCCCCUGCCACUCCUCUCACUGUGUCCACUAAGGAGCCGCCAUCUGAGCCUAAACAGCGGGCCUUCAGCCAGGAAAGCCCCCGCAGGAAGGCAGGGACGGGACCCGGUGGAGGGCGGGGUCAGGCAGGGUCAGUGCGCCCCCGGCAGCAGCAUCUAAAGAUCAUGGACUAUAAUGAAACACAUCAUGAGCACAGUUAGAGACACAGAACUGAGCCGGGACGGAGGGUGGGUGAGGAGAGACUGAAGUUUAACGAUGGAGAAGAGCUACAAAUCAGCAAAAGAGUAACAUGUCAGCAACUCUUUGGAAUUCAGUGUUAUUUGUUCCAUUCCUCUGAGUGGACAACAGGAUUUACCCACACCUUUCUACCCCCCCCCCCCCCCCACAGACACACACACACAGACACACACACACUGAUUCAUGCCCCAGAAAUAUUCUGACGAAGUGACAGGGAUACAAAAUUAUGUGUUACCAGAGAACUUGCCAAACUUAUGAAUUUGAGUAAGAGGCUCCAAGAUACACCAUCAGGAUGUGACACUGUGAGUCUGAGGUUUAAAGGGUAAGAUCAACUAAAUUAAAAUU